AUGAGCUCUAAUGACUUUGGCGAUUUGGUACUAUUGAUUGGUGAUUUAAAAAUUCCUUAUGGAGCAAAAGAGUUACCAUCAAACUUUAGAGAGCUACUAGCUACUGAUAAAAUUAACUAUGUUCUCUGCACAGGUAAUGUAUGCUCACAAGAAUAUGUAGAGAUGCUUAAAAAUAUUACCAAAAAUGUCUACAUAGUUAGUGGAGAUUUGGAUUCUGCAAUUUUUAAUCCUGACCCUGAAAGUAAUGGCGUAUUUCCUGAAUAUGUGGUCGUACAAAUUGGAGAAUUUAAAAUAGGAUUGAUACAUGGAAACCAGGUUCUUCCCUGGGAUGAUCCUGCUUCGUUGGAGCAAUGGCAAAGACGUUUAGACUGUGAUAUAUUAGUAACUGGCCACACACAUAAAUUAAGAGUUUUUGAGAAAAACGGUAAACUAUUUUUAAACCCUGGAACGGCAACUGGGGCAUUUAGUGCAUUGACUCCAGAUGCUACUCCUUCUUUCAUGCUCAUGGCACUUCAGGGUAAUAAGGUUGUUCUCUAUGUAUAUGAUAUAAGAGAUGGAAAAACCAAUGUGGCUAUGAGUGAAUUCUCGAAGUAA
This is a messenger RNA of Cryptosporidium ubiquitum, 594 nucleotides long. Its product is annotated as vacuolar protein sorting 29. Gene Ontology annotation, cellular component: endosome; retromer complex. The record is from RefSeq and is a predicted model, not a curated record. NCBI's taxonomy places the organism in Eukaryota, Apicomplexa, Conoidasida, Eucoccidiorida, Cryptosporidiidae. The transcript has a single exon. Gene Ontology annotation, biological process: intracellular protein transport; retrograde transport, endosome to Golgi. Bases 1 to 594 code for a protein of 197 amino acids.